This is a messenger RNA of Columba livia (rock pigeon), 11778 nucleotides long. RefSeq names its product RecQ like helicase 5 (gene RECQL5). NCBI's taxonomy places the organism in Eukaryota, Metazoa, Chordata, Aves, Columbiformes, Columbidae. The record is from RefSeq and is a predicted model, not a curated record. The transcript has 9 exons. Gene Ontology annotation, cellular component: nucleus; chromosome; cytoplasm. Gene Ontology annotation, molecular function: ATP binding; 3'-5' DNA helicase activity; four-way junction helicase activity. Gene Ontology annotation, biological process: double-strand break repair via homologous recombination. The coding region runs from base 137 to 1450 and encodes 437 amino acids.
GGGCACUUUAAGGGCGGCUUCUGACGUCAUCGCUCGGCGCCGCGACAGCACCUGCCAGAUCCUGAGCGGGUGCGGAGGGGUACGGGGAUGGGACGUGAGGUGGCGGAAGGAUACAGCCCAGCUGAGCUCCUCUGAGAUGAGCGGCGAGGCCGCCCAGGGCCUGGAAGGCCGGGUCCGGAAAACACUGCGGAGGGUCUUCGGGUUUGAGACCUUCAAGACUUCCCUGCAGGAAAGCGCGACCAUGACUGUGGCGAGAGGCGAGAAGGAUGUCUUUGUAUGCAUGCCCACAGGGGCAGGGAAAUCCUUGUGCUACCAGCUUCCUGCAGUUCUGGCAGUGGGCAUCACCAUUGUCAUUUCACCUCUGAUUGCCCUGAUUCAGGAUCAAGUGGAUCACUUGCUGGCUCUGAAGAUCAAAGCCUGCUCUCUGAACUCCAAGCUUUCUGCCCAGGAAAAGAAGACCAUCCUGGCUGACUUGGCGAGUGAGAAGCCCCAAGUCAAGCUGCUGUACAUCACCCCGGAGAUGGCGGCCGCCUCUUCCUUCCAGCCUACACUGAACUCUCUGGUGUCCCGAAACCUCUUGUCCUACCUGAUAAUCGACGAAGCGCACUGUGUCUCCCAGUGGGGACACGAUUUCCGACCCGACUACCUGCGGCUGGGCACCUUGCGCACCCGCAUACCCAACACACCGUGUGUUGCGUUGACUGCCACGGCCACCAAGCAGGUCCAGGAGGACAUUGUGGCAGCACUGAAGCUAAAGCAGCCCCUUUCCACAUUUAAGACUCCUUGCUUCAGAUCUAACUUGUUCUAUGAUGUGCAGUUCAAAGAGCUCUUGACUGAUCCGUACACCAACUUGAAGGAUUUCUGUCUGAAGGCGCUUGAAGUGAAGAACAGCUCUGGGGUGUACUCGGGUUGUGGCAUCGUGUACUGCAGGAUGAGAGACGUGUGUGACCAGCUGGCUAUUGAACUGAGCUACCGCGGAGUGAAAGCCAAGGCGUAUCACGCAGGACUCAAGGCAGCCGACAGGACUUCAGUCCAGAAUGAAUGGAUGGAGGAGAAGAUUCCAGUUAUUGUUGCAACCAUCAGUUUUGGAAUGGGAGUAGACAAAGCGAACGUCAGAUUUGUUGCCCACUGGAAUAUUGCAAAGUCAAUGGCUGGGUAUUACCAAGAGUCUGGCAGAGCUGGGAGAGAUGGGAAACCAUCCUGCUGCCGCCUCUAUUACUCAAGGAAUGACCGGGAUCAAGUCAGCUUCCUGAUUAAGAAGGAGCUCGCUAACAUCCAGGAAAAAAAAGGCACCUUAAAAGAAUCUGACAAAGCUGUGAUGACAGCAUUUGAUGCCAUUGUGAACUUCUGCGAGGAGCUGGGAGACAGAAGUCUAAUCAGCAUGGGAUGGAAGCAUUUAGAUUCAAUGUGUCCACUCUGCAAAGUACUAGGUAUCUGUGAUCUUCACUGACCUUAGAAAGAGCUGAUGGUGCUUAGGAUGUUUCAGAAACAGGCUCAAAUUAUGGACAUACCCAAUCUAAAUGCAGAGUACCAACCGCAACAUGCAUUGUUCAGGUUUAGUUCAUGCCUUGUAAGCUGCAAUUGUACUAAUUGCUAUUCUGUGCUGGAUAACACAAAGUUGUAAUUUUGCCAGUAAGAGAGCAGCAUGUAUUCACUUACUGACAAUGGUCAACAUGUGUUCUGCUUUCAAGCCUGCAUUUUGUUUCAUUUUCCACACCUGUGUCUAGGGCAACUUUUUCAGUGUGAAUGUAACACGUGCUUCUUUUGUGAUGCCUUGGUGAGCUUGUUCUCUCCUUGUGGUCAUGUUUGGUAAGCAAAUCCUGUUUUUAUGGGGUUGCUCUGGGAGAAUUUGGCUUGUACUGAAGUAUGGCACAACACUGAGUAGCGCUGAGGCACUUGAAGGAGCACAUCUUUGCCUAAAGUCAAGGUGAUUCUGGGAAGUAGCUACUAGGAGGCUUCUUGCUGUAAGAGUUUGAUCCCCUUACUUGGCUAAGCAGCUCUGCUCCUUCUGGUGUGUGUGACCAGCUCACAGCAAGAGUGGCCAGGUGGCCGUUUGUGUCUUGGGGUUUGUAUGAACUGCAAGGCAGCUGUAUCUAUCUGGUUAGAUGCUACACUUGUCUUGGUAUCUAUUUCUCCUUGGUUCCUAGGCUGUUUAUCAGCAGAGUUAGUUGUGACACUCGUUUCUUGGGAUGAACACUAGUGCCAUAAGAUUGGGACUGGGAUCACUGAACUAAGCUUGCACAAGCCAGGAGCAGUCACAGGGCAUCCCAGGGAAGACACGACUGGGGCUCCAUCGAUCCAUUUGCAGCAUCUCCCACUUGGUGCCCGCUGUGAAAAGCCUGACUGUGAUCUGAAGUGAGGACCUACUGUAGAGCUACACUGCAGCACUGAGGCAGUAACGGAGCCAGGACAGAGAAAACAUUCUCCUUUGCUCAGAUUAACAGUAACGGAAGUAGGAUUUUACUGAGUACAUAAAAGAGAGAUUUCUGUGAGGGAAUAUCACUGACCUAAUUAAAAAUCAUGUCUCCCAUGUUUUUAAUUCCCUCUCUCAUCUCAGUACAUUCUUCUUACUGUAUAACAUGCCAUAUGCAUUCUAGAGUCACAUCUUGCAGCACCACUGACUGGCUUCCCUGCCAGGGGACUAAGAUGCUAUUUAAAGGAAUGCCACAUUGCGUUUCUUUUUUACAUUUUGAAUUAAUACAGUUCUAUUUGCUAUCCAAACAGUGAAAGCAAACCUGAAACUCUGACCUUGCAAGGUUCUAAAUAAGAACAAAUGAAGACAGACCUGCAUAAUGGCAAGCAAGUUUUUGCAUGGUAUAUUUAGGCUAUUGUCUGAGUAUGACAGGAGAACAAUGAUGUAAGCUGCUUUUAGAGAGUGGGUUUAGACAAAGCUUUUACUGGUCAGAGUUUCCUGUUGCCCACUUGCAAGAUGGAAAAAAAACCCAUGUAACUGCAGCAGCGGAAGCAUCUUUAUCAGUUUUAGGUGGUGACUGAUCCUUUGCCACCUCUAACCGGUGGUUUUUCUUGGAAGAUGAAAAUCAGGCAGAGAUGAGUUGACUUUGGUGUUUGGCUAGUCACACAGCUCCUGAAUACAGACAGCCUUAUGUACCAAGUUUGCUGUGGACUUGCAGAACAACUUGCUGGCAUUGGUGUGUUGCUCUUGAUGCAGGAAAGGUGCACGAGGAGAAAUAAUCCCCAGGGAGAAAAGAUCAGAAAGCUUUCUAUGAACAAUGCAAUGGAGUUGUAGCUGUGCUGAUUCUUGCUUAGCUGCAGGGCUCCAAGUACUACAUCUCAGCUUGGCUGUUUAUGUGCGACUCCGUCUGCGCCUUGGAGAUGAGCAGCACCCAAAGGUGCCAGCAAAUAAGAGGAGAAUGAUAAAGACAAAGCAGAAGAUGCAAAUCACCACUAGCCCUCCAAGAGCCCAGUCACUUGUCAUAAUCCGAUUCUUUAGGUCUUCCAGAACUGAAGACGCCUCCUGUACUUGUGACAUGCUGUCCUUCACCCUGCUGGAGGUAAACAGAGCAAUAUCAGAUGUUGGUGUGUCCUCUCAGUGCUCUGAGCCACAGUCCUGACACCAGUACAGGCACACAUGCUGCCUGUACCUGCAGGCAUCCCUCCUCCAAAACAGUCGCUCUUCACCAAAAUGGAAGCGUAAACCAGAAGUAAGAUAACUGAGAACAGUUUCAUAAUCAGAUCCACAGAGAAGAGGAAAGCUGCUGGCUUUACAGGAUUUUGUCAGUUGAGAUUUAUUUUAAAUAAUAUAGUAUUUCUCCCAGCAUGUUGAGUAUGAACCCCUCAUCUCUGUCAACUGUACAACCUACACAAGACAGACAAGUAUUCAGGGGGAGAACUUGCUUGAUACCGUUGGAAAGGUGUCUGAAAGGAAGUUGGGCACUUAAACUCUGAGAACACACUGGAGAUUAAAUGCAUGCUUAUUUAAAAACAAAGAGCCCCACCCACAAUAAGCAAAGAUCUUCAUGUAUAACUUGUUGCUCCCGUAUGGCUUAGAAUAGACUAGUUGUGUAGAAAAGGUCUCCUGUUAACAGUUUGCUUUAGUAACUUUCUUUACUUUGCAAUAGAAGCGUAAGUUUCCCUCUUAUGAUGUACUUAGGUUCAGCAAUGAUUUAAACUGGGAUGGAUUCUACACACUUGCUCUUUCACUGAUACUUUGCGUAAUGACAUGGCUAUCAGCUUUCUGAAGAACAUCCAGAAUCUCUUUGCAAGCAUCUUGUGGUUUUACUAAAGCUUCUUUGCUUCUCAAGGGAAAGGGUGGAUUAUUUCUUACACUUUCUCACAAGUAUGACUGUGCAGACAUAAUACAGGAAGACAUUAAUUAUUUUUGAAAAUUUGUUUGACUUGCUGCCCCUUACAUCUGUAUCCUUAAUACUGUAAGGAAUAGGAUUAACCAUGUAAAGCAUGUUUCAUCCUCAGCAGCUCACAUUUGACCAGGAACACAAGCUCAUACUUAAGUUUUAUGAAGGUUUUGCUUCUUUCUCAGAAGCCAAAUAUAUUCAGUUCCUGCUUUGUUUUCUGAACUGAUGGCAGAUCCCCAUGCCUGGUCUCUAACCAACAGGGACACAGGACAUGAAGGAUGUUCUGGAUAAAAGGAGGCAGCCUAGAUAUUAAUUCUGUAGAGCCAAAGGCAGAAACCCUAGGAAAGUUCCUGUCUCUUUCACUAAACACAGUUAAUCUCCCAAAAUAGGAGAGCUGUUUGUGAUUUUAUAAAUACCUGAAGCUGUUGAGUAGUAGGUGUUUCUUCUGGUGCCUCCUCUGCACCUCCUCCAAGAGAUCUCGGCCUGUGCUGAGGAACCCCCUGACUGCACCCGGAGACUUGUACCAUGGAAGUCACCUGUUCGUGCUGCCGUAAAUGAUUAACAGCUGACUUUCUGGCAAAGGUGUGGUUAAUCUAAUCAAAGGCCUUGAGCCUGGUUCAAAACACCUACUUCAGCCAUUGCUCAGGCAUUUCUUCCUCUCUAUGGCUUUAUCCCCUUGUGCACCUGUUCCAGUGCUUGUAAAGGCCCACUGUGUCCUGACUGGGGAAGGCUGCAGCUUGCGGUGAAGAGGAGAGGGCUUGUUUCCUGGAUCUGUACUGUGAGCUCCAGUAGGAGGCUGCUCUAUCUAAAAUGAGCCUGUGAACAAGACUGCCCUCCAGUCCAAACUUCACCUUGACAGCUCAGGUGGAUGAACUUGUUACUGAGCCUUGCACUGCUGUUAACUGCAAUAAAACUGACUCCCUCUUGCUUUCAUAACUGAAGAAGAUCAGAGGGGUGGUGCUGGAGAGAGGUGGGAGGGGAGAAGGAGGAGAGUAGGAUGUGCGAGGCUGCACACGUAAAAGGAAGCUUGUUUUCCAGAAGCCAAACAAAUCACUUUGAAACCAGGUGGAUAAUGUUACAGAACAGAAGCUAUUCCAUUAAGUCGUCAGUAAAACUUCAACCACUUUUGCUGGAGAGGGUGGCCUCACUGUCUCUUUUAGGUUCCUUAGAGAAAGAAACUAUUUCCACACAUGUCAUCAGGACUGAAGUUCCUUCUAGGCUCACUCAGGCUUUCACAACACGUACAGAAGUCGCUGUGUUUGAAGCAGUCUUGCUUUUGUCUGUGCUCCUCUGAAUCUGCCUCUGCUUUUGAAACAGAGAGGAUCCAUCCUCACUAGUGCUUAGGGUGUCCCAGGUCCCUUUAUGUGAGUAAUGAUUGAAGCCAAAACCACAAAACCUUGUGUGCAUGGUGAGCAGAGAGUGGCAUGUUCCUAGUCAACAGAAACUGAGGAGCUGGAAGAAGCUGGAGGUUUGCUGGGCAACUUUCAGCCCAACCUGAUCUGUCACAUGCAAGACCCCACCCCGCCCAGGCAAGCAACUGGCACAUCAAAAUACCAAGUACAAGAAUAGCCCAGCUGAGUACAGUGGUACAAAAUAGUACAAAGCAGAACAUUAGGCCUGUGAGGUCCAGGCAAGUGUGUAGAAAUCAGUCCAGGGCCCCUUCUCUAUGUAGUGGCUGCUCCUCUGCUCUUGAAAAGCCAUCCGAAUUCUUUAGAGAAUUGCUUAGUUUUCUCUCCCUCUCUUUUUUUAACAAGGCUGUGUUUAUUCUCUGUUUCUAAUUCAGGAACUAAACAGUGGCGGAGAUAAGACAGGAGCCAUUUCUCUUGUCCCCUUCCCUGGUAUCUGUCAGUGGUUUAACUUGUACCACCACUGGGAAACAUGUAUUUGUAGCUUUUCCUGUCUUAUAAGGCCUGGCAGCUUGUUCCUAGUGACAGCAAGCUGUCAGUCCUUGGGCUGUUUCCAGCCCGCCGAGCUCCCUCCCGACGGUUAGCACAGGCUGGUUCCGUGCUGCUGCAACACAUCUCAAUGGGAUUCUGUUAACUCCUGUGGCUGGUGCUGUCUAGCACAGGCGAGGAGAGAAAAUCAGCUCUGUUCUUGUGAUUUAACUGAGAUACAGAAACAUCUGUUGAGUCUGUCCCCUGCAAAAGAGGUUCUGAGACUUCCUUUGUCACCUUGAUUGUCACUUGUUUGUAAGUGAUGUGAGCAAAGACGUAAGUGACAGAGAGGUUAGUGUGACAUGUCUCUGAAUGUUGAUUAGAGUAAACUGAUGCCACGCUUGAGCUUAUCCUACCCUAAUAUAUUGGUUGGGAGUAAAAGCUUUGGGACAGCAUCAUAAAUGCCAGGGCUUUGUUAGUCUUGGUGUAACUGUGUGUGUACUCAUACUAGUGCAGUCUUCUGUUGGCACUUGGCAAGUUGGGGCUCAAAUAUUGACUUUCUAAGGAACAUCUCCAUCUUCUGCUGGAAAUGUUUUCAUUUUUAUUAAUUUAAAAGUAACACUAGCUGCUUGGGGAAUACUUUUAAAAUUAAUUUUUAGACUAUUCUCUCUGUCGCUGGCUGCAGAUUUAUUCUAAUGUGCCGCUGUACAAAAAUGCAGAACACCUAAAUCUAGUUUAGUUGCAAAAAUUAAAGUGCAUUAAAUAAAUAAGAAGCUACUGAUGUAAUGUGCUUGUUACUAAUUUGGGUGCAGGUACUGGAGGAAGCUUCUUUAGAAAGUUUUUGUUUUUGUUUUCCCUUCUGAAGUAUGAAAAAUAUUUAAAAGCCCAUUGUUCUAAACUUGAUUAUACUUCUCUGUGUAGGUAGAUGUUGACUCUGGUAUAUAUAUGUGUAAUCCCUUUGACACCUCUACAUGUAGCAGCUGGAACACAAGGGUAAAAUAUGACUUACCUAUACACAUGUAACUUUUUAUACCUUCUCAUAAAGGUGGUUGUUUUCACAUUAGGGGCUCAGAGCCCAGUACAGUGGUAGGUGCAGGAUGAUGGUCUCUCUGGCUGUCCCAGUUAUGAAAGUCGCGGCCUGCGCCACAGCCUCGCACUUACAUAAAUCCCUUCCUGAAGUUCACUGAAGUGUAAACCAAACGUACACAGUGGCUGCAGCAUGAAAAGGGGAUUUAUUUGCACUUGUUAACUUCAGCCGGACAGCGUGUUCUUGUCUCCGCUUUGUCACAAUGUCCGCUGCCAGCUGCUGCGUGCACACCCUGCAGCAAGGGUUCCCGCACCGCACUCAGUCCUCUGCAAUGCCGCUGUGUAUGCCGAUGAACAUACCUUAGGCACAAUGUUUAUGUCCACUAAAAUAAACUGCACACAGUGCAGGGAGUCAGGCACACGGGUCCCGCCAGUAAGGAUUGGGGUUUGUUUCAUCUCCUGUAACUCCUGUGUUCUGUAAGGAAAAUUCACCUGCAAUAUGCAGAAGGGCAGAACCGAAUGCCAUGCCAGGGGGGAGGGAGCGAGCAUGUUUACCAGGAGAAUGAUCAAAUGAAACCAUGAUGUUGGUGAGUCUUUCCCUUUUGCCUUCAUCAUUCUGUUUACCAAGGGUAUUGCACACAGUCUGAUUUUUCUCUUUGGGAAUUUCACAUCAUGGUAGCACUGAUGAAAUACAGCAGGGAGGAUUUGUUACCAGCUCGACUCGGAGCCUCAGCUGGCAUGUCUGGAUCAGAAGGUCCACAAUUUGUUGUCUUCAGCAGAUGAAUGUGUCCCUUGCAGGUGGCUUCUAAGAGAGCAGGUUUUCCUGCUCACAGUGGGAAUCCUUGGCUGGCCCAGCUGCAGGGCUGCCAUUGGGAAAGUGUGUCUGUUUUUUAGCAGCGUGUGUCCACGCAUCCCCACCCACCUCCCAGAAGAGGGAAGACAGUGAUGGUGAGGUAGCGUUACCUUCCUGAUCGCACCACGGAGCUCAGCACUGGCUGUCGCAGAAAGAAGGAAUUCCAUCCUGGGAUUUCUGGUCCUCUGAGUCAUGUUAAUUAAUAUUGUUGUUGCCAUUUUCAGGGAGCUAGUGCAGAAGGUCAUUCUCAUAGGACUGAAUCAUAAUGUCCAUGUAUGUCCUUGAUGGUAGGUUGUGUCAGCUCUUGUUGCACUUCAUGAAUGGGCAGCUGGGCGGACUUGGAUCUUCCUCCGUCUGUGGUCGGGACGUCCAUCGCAGCCACAGCAGCUGUAGCAGCAGCAACUGCAGGCAAUGAUCAUGAGCACCAGAACAGUAACUGGAAAGGGAAGCAAAGAAUUUUGCUUCGUGACAUAGGAGUAAUUACUGGAGAGUAACCCUAUGUCUCCUCCAAGUCAUUUGGUGAGCAGAAGAGUGGACAAAGCCUGGUUUCUUGCUGGGUUGUUUUUUUUUCAUAUAUCCCCGCCUCCCUCCUCCUAAGUUCCUGCUCCUUUAUAUUAGUUAUCCAUUUACUCUGGACAAUCAUUACUGGAUAUUUCAUGACCUUAAGAGCUAUGUACCAAACCAGGUAGGGGUGUAUCUUUACCUGCCUAAUGGCCUGUUGGUUUGGAGAUGUCACGCAGUAACUGAGCUGUGUGCCUGGAGAGGAUGGAGAUCCCACUCUCCCCACAGUUAUGUCAAAAGCAACUCGAGAGAAUUUGAUUAGUCAAACUGGCAGUUGCAUCUCUGAAGAGUGUGUGCAGUGUACCCUUCAAUGAGGAUGGAUAUUCAUGGCUAGGUUGGCUUUACUCUUUCUCCUGUAUUUAGCUUGAAAACAAUAGGUACUUCAAAUACAGGGGUUUGUUUCACAAAGCAGUGGACUAACUUACUGUUAUUCUACACUAGGCUUAAUGGUUGGUGUUGGGAGAGAUAUGUUUCUCUGGAAUAGAAAAGGGUGGCAUGUUUAAUCCUGCAAAACACAUAAGAGUGCGUGAACGUGCAGGUGUGCGUGCAUGUGUUCCUUAAAUGUCUGGAGCUGGACUGCCAGGUUGCCGGACCUGUAGGGAACCAGCUGUAGCUAUGAAAAAAAUAAAGCAGCAGGUGUGUCUUUCUGAAUUCCAGCCCAGGGAGGAGUGUCCAUGCUGGAUCCACACCCUUCCUUUUGGCUGGGAGCAAAGUGCACCUCUUGGAGGGGGCAGGCCUGCCUUCCUGCUUCUUUUCACAUUGUCUAAACAAACUUCAUCCCCCUUGAUCAAGCAGCUCUUUGUUAUUCCUUCCAUGCCAUCCCCACACAGAGCGGCAGGAGGGAUCUUGCCGUUUCCAGAGGAGAAUAAAUAGGCUCAUCUGAAGCACGCUGGCUUCCACUGAACUAAGCACCUGAAUGACACUCAGUCUCAGACUUUAAGGUCUUCUGUGGCAGUGAGAUGCCCUAAUGCCAUUUGUCAUACAUUAUCUCCUAUGCAUCAAAACUCAGCAGCUCAGGGACAGUUAAAAUAUUGGUGUUUAAACUAAUGCUUAAAUAUGAGAGCUUUGAGGAGAGCUGUACUGUUGCCUAUCGUGCUCUUUAUUUAUGUAGAGAUGCACACCGAGUAUUAAAAAAUUACCUCAAAAUUAAACAAGGCCUCAAAGCAAAGCCUGGAAAACAACUGCCAACAGCACCAACCCACCAACAAAAAUUGUGGAGGAAGCUGCCCCCCUAGAAGAGACAUUCUGACACCCCUUUGCCUCUACCGAUAAACUCACCGAUAAACAGAAGAACCACACAAAAGGACACAAUCUCCACCGGCUCAGCCUUGGGCAGUCUCUGGAGCUUAAGGAGAAACCUCUCACCGAUGGCUUGCAUUUCCUUCAGAAAGCCUUCAGAAGACAUUCUGGUUCAACCUCUCCAGGCUUUAUGCUGUAGGAGAACCAAACAGAAUCAACCUUUUCACUGACUAAUGCUAGGAAGCUGCCAGCCUUCUUAUAGAGCUGGUGAUCACAAGGAAAACAAGUUUAUCUGGUCUCAGCCCUUGUUCCCAGUAGCUAAGGUGGAGGACUAUUAAUUGUCUACGUGUUUUGGCACUGUUUUAAUUUCAAAAUCUGGCUUUGAGGGCGCUUUUGUCAGCUGCACUGUGGAGCAAAGGCAAAACAGUGUUUCUUCUAAAAGGAGGCUUAUUUCAGCAGGCACAGAGCUAGGACUGGACAGUGCCUGCUCUUGGCUUCCACCCAAUGAAAGUAAUACAGUUGUGCUAACUUAUCGUUCCAGAAAAAUGCAAUUCCAACCCCAACUUGAAUUCCAAAUGCUGAGCUCCACUGGAACAUAGUUUUCAGUUGUUUUUACAGACCCCUUUGAAAACUUCCAUCACUUUCAGCUACAGAAAAUCCCUUCAAACACUGAGGCACUUACAUCAACACCUCAAUACAAUACUACAGUACCAUUAAUGUUUUAUCAUCCAGUAUUACUGAAUGGUGAUAUUAAGAGCUAAAGUCUGUGUUCGCUUGGGAUAGCUGGAUGCUUUUCAAGUCCUUACAGAUGACUGCAAGCUUUGUAUGGUAUGCUAAAUGUAGUAGAACAGUCUGUUCUAACGGAGCAAUAUAUGAAUUGAAUAGCGGAUGUCCAGACAUCACUGCUGGUGAGAAGCAGAGCAGAAGCCCCUGGAGCUCCUGGGGAGCUAAUCCCUCCCUAAUCUUACACCUUCUUUAUUCUCAGAAAGAAUCACCAGAACUAUUGUUACUGAAAAUACGAGCCUAGUCAAAGUUAGGUGCCUCAGUUUUGCCACCAAUACUUGCUGUUCUUUUCCCCUGUGAGCAAAAUUUUGGAAGGCAUUGCAACAAAGUUGCAUGAGAGCUAUGGAAGUUGAAAUUUUGCUUCAGUCAGUAACCAGAGUAAGAUAUUGUUGAGAAAUAUCCAUAGUUUUGCUUGAAACAAGUGUUUGGACAGGUCAGCACUUGGAUUAUAACUCUUAUGUCAUGAUUAUAUCAGAAUGUACUAGCUUGUAAUAGUCAACACUGUAUUACGGAACUUGAACAUUGCAAUUGAACAUCCAGGUCUUGGUGAUACCACAAAGCCAAGUGACAAAGACAGUACUUCCAGAAUAAGCCAGCAAGUCCAUUACUGCACAUCUGGUUUGGUUACCCAAACAAAUGGAUGCUUGGAGUUCAGUUUUUCCAAACACACUGAGGACAGAGAGACCUUGGCUGUUUCUUUGCAUGCUGGGCUUAAAUGCUACAGUGCCAAGUUAAAUUACAUUUUGUAUGUUUAUGCAGCUCAAAAAGGGUUUUCUUUGUUCUUUUAAAUCCAAGCUACGGAAUAAAAAUCGGAACCAGCUGGUUUCGUAGGAAUGGGAGUGGAUGGAAAAUCUGCAUCUACAGAAAAAUCUUGUGCAGCUUAGCAGGGAGGAAUAGCUGUGGCCUUUUGACUUGAAAAGGUCACUUUUGAGAGUAGGGUUAAAUAGUUCUUUGCUGUACCCCAAGUGAGUUGCUCCAGAAUUGCUGCUUUAUCCUUUGCACGGUGCUGCGGGAUUCUGCGUCAGCAAGUUUCCAGUUUUGUUGCCAUUCCAAGAGAUGGCAGCGCAGGCAGAGGUGAAGUGAUUUGUGUUUUGUGUUUUCUGCUCUUGGCUCAAGAAGAAAAACCUUU